CUCUCCCGGCCUCCCUCCCGGGCCCCCCUUCUGCCAUGCCUUUGGCCCAGAGCGUGUUCCUGUCCCGACUGUAACGAGAAGCAGAUGUUGGAGGGAAACUCUUGCAAAGCCAGCAAAGGGGAUGAGAGGGGGAUGGAAGGGGAAGCAAGGCACGUCCUGGGGUAGGAGGGAGCUGCGGCAAAGAGGGGCUCCUCUCGGGGAGAGGCAUGCUCCAGGACAGGAGGGUCAAGGGCAGCCCAGCAAGGCCGGCCAGACAGCCUGGGAGUACAGGGCACUGGGGCUCACGCUUGCCAGGCAGGAAGUCAGGGGGAGAGCAGAGCAGAGCAGAGCAGAGCAGAGGGAGGAGGGAACCACAACCUCUGGGAAGUCCUUGCAAAGCUGUCAGAGUGUGAGCAGCACCAGCAAGGCUAGGAGCACAAACUGACCGACUGGACUGCUUGACCAUCCUCCAGCCAGAUCAAGUGGACACCAAAGUGGGCCUUGCCCCUCACCGAAGAAGCAACAGGAGCAACACUGUCCCUGGAUUUGUGCACCCGAGGGAGAGCCAGGCCAUGCGCAGCUGACCAGUGGCACAAGCAAGACCAGGAUGGCCGGCACCGCUCUGGCCGCCUGGCUCUGCCUCUGUUUUGGCCUGCUGGCCGACACUCCGGCGCAAGCCAUGAACUACCCUCCGCGGUACAGCCUCUACACGGCCGGAGCACUCCCCUUCGGACAGCACCAGGCCAACGCCAACCUUGCUCAGGGCCACAAUGGGGCACGGGUGGCCAGCCGGCACAGGAACUGGUGCGCCUACGUUGUGUCGCGAAGUGUGAGCUGCGUGGUGGAGGAUGGUGUUGACACCUACGUGAAGCCCGACUACCAGCCGUGCGCCUGGGGGCAGAUGCAAUGCUCUCGGGUCUUGGCGUACCGGAGCUUCCUGCGCCCACGCUACAAGGUGGCCUACAAGACGGUCUCGGACAUGGAGUGGCGCUGCUGCCCUGGCUAUUCGGGGGACGACUGUGCAGAAGGUGGAGUGACCCUCACCACCCCUCGGCCCCCAAGGCCCCCCAACGGACGACCCAACCUCUCCGGAUUCAGCAACACGCUCAGCGGCCUCGGGGGAGAAGGCUCCAGGGACUCAGAGAAGGUGCAGCAGCUGGAGGACAAAGUCCAGCGCCUGACUAAGCAGCUGCAGGACCUCCAGUCUACCCUCCAGGCCAACAAUGCUAAGCUGACCGAGGAUGUACGGCGGGCUGUGGAGGCCUCCCUGAACGGCAAGCAGCCGGCGGAUGCGGCUGCCCACCCGGAGAUGAAGGAGACCCUCAACGAGAUCCAGCGCCACCUCCAGCGCCUGGACAACCGCAUUUCCGACCAGGAGAAUGGCGGAGGCAGCACCGGCUCCGACGUCAAGGGCGAAGUCCUGCGGGAAGUGGAGCGUCGGCUGCAGAGCUCCUGUGCCUCCUGCUUGGCCGGAGUGGAGGGCCUGCAGCGGCAGCAGGCGGAGGACCGUGAGCGCAUGCGCGCCCUGGAGAAACUGGUCACUGCUGUGGACCAACGAAACCGGGAUGCCGUGGAUGCCGUCCGGCAACAUCUGGGACACCUGGCUGACCGGUUGCCCAAGGAGGACUGCUGUUCUCAGCUGGACGGCCGGGUGGGUGGCCUGGAGCAACGCUUGGACACCCUCUCGGACUCUUUGGCCAUGCUGACCGGACAGACCGGGGGCCACAGGCUACAGCCCCCUCCCUGGACACUGGACCGGCGCAUGUCCGAGAUUGAGGGACGUGUCAACACCACUCGCCGCGGCCUGGAGGAGCACCUGGCUGACCUUCAGGUGAUGCUGACCGGUGCCGACGAGCGCUUGCGUAGGGCCGAGGGUCAGCUGGACGCCAUCUUCUCCCGCCUGAACGACUUCCAGACCCACGUCCACCGGGCUCUGGCCAACCUCUCUCGGGACGUAGGGGCCCUGAAGGACAGCAGCAUCCAGCAGCAAGGGGCCCUGGACCGGAUCCGUAGCAGUGUCCACACCUGCACCCAAAUCUGCUCUGCGCCGGGCAGCCAGGACUCCCAGAUCAGCGACAUCCUGAGCGACUUGGAGCGGCGGGUGCUGGACAAUGAGGGUCAGCUGCGGCUCCUGGGCUCCAGCCUCCACCAGCUGGACGUCUCAGGGAAGCUCCGACAGUUGCACGGCUUGGUGGGGGCCAAUAGCGAUGGCUUGAGCAAGCUGGCCGGAGAGGUGGGUGAGUUGGAGACCCGGUUGGUGGUCUCGGGGAGCGCUGGGCCGCCGGAUCUGGCCCGCUAUGCCAACCGCACAAACCGGCGGCUGGAGAGGCUGGAGCAGGAGGUGGAGAGCCUGGGGUCCUGCUCCAUCCUGCGCAGUGAGGUGGACCAACUGCGGGUGCAAGUGGAGUCCUGCCAGGCAGCCUGCUACCCAGGUGGGAGGAGGUCGGACCCUCUGGCUGGCAGUGGAGGAGAGCAGCUACCCACACCGCCGUCUCCGCCGGAGGAGGCCUCCAAACCCCUGGACGGCUUCAGUGUCAUCGGAGGUGUUUCUGGGGUCCACCUGCGGUCCCUACAAGGAGAACUCUCAGAGGUGAUCCUGGGCUUCAGCGCCCUGAACGAGUCACUGGCCGGGCUGCAGGCUACGGUGGAGAAGCACCAGACGGACCUCCACGAGCUGGGCGGCACCAAGGACCGUAUCAUCGCUGAGAUCAACCGAGUGCAGCAGGAGGUGACGGAGCACGUGAGCGAGAGCGAGGAGAGAUUCCGUGACCUGGGCCACGAAGUCCAGCGCUUUGGGGUCAUCCUGCGGACGGAGACCUCCGACUGCCGGCAGUCUUCUGGGGGCCUGGCGGAGCGGCUGGCCAAGUUGGAGGGCUCCUGCGAGAAGCUAGACAAGGUCUCAGGGACCCUGCGGAAGGUCAAGGAGGGGCUGGACAAACACCUCACGGCCCUCUGGGGCUGCCUGCGUGACACCAACGGGACCCUGCGCCUCCACGAGGCCCUCCUGGACAAGAUCCACGGGAACCAGCUGCCCACCGUCCACCGGCGCCUCAGCAGCCUCAACGGGUCUUUCCAGGCUCUGCAGGAGGAGCUCCGGAUCCUCUCCCUCCAGGACUUCACAGGACCCCCAGGACUGCCAGGACCAAUGGGACCCAUGGGGAGACCGGGGCUCCCAGGCCCAAUGGGCCCCCCUGGGAAAGAUGGAAGCACGGGCUUCGUGGGACCCCCAGGUCUCCCCGGAGAGCAAGGGCUGCCUGGUCCAGCGGGAAGAAUGGCGCAAGUCUCCUUCUCGGCCGCACUGACCUCCCGCCAUGUUGAGGCGGGCACCAUUGUCUUUGACCGGGUGCUGGUCAACGAUGGGGACUUCUAUGACCCACACACAGGGAUCUUCACCGCUCCCAUCUCCGGCCGCUACGUGGUCAGCGCGGUGCUGACCGGCCACCGUGGUGAGAAGAUCGAGGCGGUGCUGUCACGCUCCAACCAGGCCAUUGCCCGCAGCGACUCAGCCGGCUACCAACCCGAAGGCCUGGAGAACAAGCCGGUGGCCGAGAGACAGCCCAGCGCAGGAGCCCUGGCCGUCUUUGCCCUGGUGGUCCCCAUGGAGGCCGAGGAGACCCUCUGCGUGGACUUGGUCUCCGGUCAGCUGGCCCACUCCCCGGACGAGCCCCUGACCGUCUUCAGCGCGGCUUUACUUUACGAGGACGGGAUCUAGUCGGGUUAGCUGGGCACCAAAGCAGAAGACAGGGGCACCUUUGGGAGAGGCUUUAAACCACGCGUGGGCCAACUUCGCCUCUCCUUCCAGAUGUUUUGGACGUCAACUCCUACAACUCCUAAGAGCUGGUUGAUGUAUGUCCAAAAGACCUGGAAGGAGGGCCGAAGUUGGCCCAUGCCUGUUGAAUACAAUAAUAAAACACUCUGAUAUCUCCAGUUACAGAAUUGGAUCUCCUCAGACAGGUGUGGUGGAUUUCUGCAGGUAUAAAAGUUGUGGCCUCCAUGUUGGUUGUUGUUGGAGUGGAGAGAGAGAACCCGUGAAGUCUGUAUAUCUGGUAUAUGCUGUGUAUAUAUAUAUUGGUGCAACUAAGAAGAGUGGAAAAAUAGGCUUAUCUUUGGAAAGAUCGACCAUUUGUCUGUGUUAUUUCCUGCAGACGUCCACCACACCUGUCUGAUUGUAUUUGGUUCCACAACUGGAGUUAUUACAGUCUCGUUGUGUUUUGUUAUUGUAUAAUGCCUCCGACAAGCAUGGCUUCCCUCAACCUUUUCGUUCCCAUUAAAAGAACAUUAAAGGAGAUUUUUCCAGGUGGGCAUAAAGCAGACUCUGAUUCACCUCUGAAUCCUCAGGCCAGCCUUAUGGGAACUGUUUUGGAAACCAACCCAUCAUUUUGGGAUUUUAGUAAAUCGCAAGCGGAACAAGCCAACAGUGCGAUACAGCCGGUAGAAAAUGUGAUCCUGGGUGGAGGGAAGUCACAAAUCCACGCUCGUCUUCUGCUUUGGCCAGGCGUCUUCGCCUGGAAUUGUAGCUCUGUGUCUGAGCAAAGCCAUUCGAGGAAGAAAUAGACCGUAAGAUGGAAGGUGUCCACAGAAAAUGGUCCAAAGUUUGGAAACCACGACUCCAUUAAUCCUAGGGAAGUCACAAAUCCACACUUGUCUUCUGCUUUGGCCUGGCCUCUUCGCCUGGAAUUAUAGCUCUGUGUCUGAGCAAAGCCAUUCGAGGAAGAAAUAGACUGUAAGAUAGAAGGUGUCCACAGAAAAUGGUCCAAAGUUUGGAAACCACGACUCCAUUAAUCCUAGGGAAGUCACAAAUCCACGCUCGUCUUCUGCUUUGGCCAGGUCUUCGCCUGGAAUUGCAGCUCUGUGUCCGAGCAAAGCCAUUCGAGGAAGAAAUAGACCGUAAGAUGGAAGGUGUCCACAGAAAAUGGUCCAAAGCUUGGAAACCACAACUCCAUUAAUCCUAGGGAAGUCACAAAUCCACACUUGUCUUGUGCUUUGGCCAGGCGUCUUCACCUGGAAUUAUGGCUUUGUGUCCGAGCAAAGCCAUUCGAGGAAGAAAUAGACCGUAAGAUAGAAGGUGUCCACAGAAAAUGGUCCAAAGCUUGGAAACCAUGACUCCAUUAAUCCUAGGGAAGUCACAAAUCCACACUCGUCUUCUGCUUUGGCCAGGCGUCUUCGCCUGGAAUUGUAGCUCUGUGUCUGAGCAAAGCCAUUCGAGGAAGAAAUAGACCGUAAGAUGGAAGGUGUCCACAGAAAAUGGUCCAAAGCUUGGAAACCACAACUCCAUUAAUCCUAGGGAAGUCACAAAUCCACGCUCGUCUUCUGCUUUGGCCAGGCGUCUUCGCCUGGAAUUAUAGCUCUGUGUCCGAGCAAAGCCAUUCGAGGAAGAAAUAGACCGUAAGAUAGAAGGUGUCCACAGAAAAUGGUCCAAAGUUUGGAAACCAUGACUCCAUUAAUCCUAGGGAAGUCACAAAUCCACGCUCGUCUUCUGCUUUGGCCAGGCGUCUUCGCCUGGAAUUGCAGCUCUGUGUCCGAGCAAAGCCAUUUCGAGGAAGAAAUAGACCGUAAGACGGAAGGUGUCCACAGAAAAUGGUCCAAGUUUUGGAAGCCAUUAAUCCUUCUGCAGUGGAAGGAACUUGUUAUGUUUACCUUGGAGAAAAGGUUGAGAGAAAGGACAUGAGAGCCACGUUGAUGUAUCUGCAAGGAUGUCCCAUUGAAAGGAAGCGGGGAAUGUUUGUUCUUGUUCUUUUCUGCUCCAGGACACAACGGAGCAAUGCGUUACAACACUUGGGACUCUUUUACUAUUAGAGCUGUGGAAAGGGAGCCUAGAGGAGCCUUCAUUCCAGAGGUUGGGUGGGCAUCUGUUGGGAGGGCUUUCAUUGUGUCUUGAGCCCCUGGUGGCGCAGUGGGUUAAAGCGCUGAGCUGCUGAGCUUGUUGACUGAAAGGUUGCAGGUUUGAUUCCGGGGAGCGGCGUGAGCUCCCGCUGUCAGCCCCAGCUGCUGCCAACCUAGCAGUUCGAAAACAUGCAGAUGUGAGUAGAUCAAUAUGUACUACUCUGGCUGGAAGGUAAGGGUGCUCCAUGCAGACAUGCCAGUGGCCACAUGACCUUGGAGGUGUCUACGGACAACGCCGGCUCUUCAGCUUAGAAAUGGAGAUGAGCACCAGAGUCGGACACAACUAGGGAAAACCUUUACCUUUACCUUUACCUGCUGCCUUGCAGAAAGAAAGGGGCUGGACUAGAUGGUCUUUGGGGGUCCCUCCCGGCUCUCUUGAGCUUAUGAUGCCCUAUGCCUGCUGGCAUCAUCCCCAGACCCUCCUUUGCCCUGAGAUGGCUUUGUGCUACCCUCAUGCUCAUGUGCAACUAAGGUGGUACAUCCAGAGGGGGAGAUGUGGAUGCAGAGCGAGAGAGAGCAAGUGCAUCCUUUCUGUUAUUUAUCCCUUUGCCGUACACUCUCUGUCCGUCUCCCUCCGGCCACUGCCCCACUGACCGCUGGCUUGAGCCUUGCGCACGCUUUGCCACUGCUGGGGCGGCCCCCAAAGUCACGCCAACCAGCCACGGAAAGACACGGAGGAAACCUUUGGUGGAGACAAGAGUCAAAGGGAGCAGCGGGAUGAAAGAAGGACCUUGUGGUUUACUCCUCCUCCUGUAUCCACUGCCUCAAGGGCCAACCUUUGCUACAGGUAUGCCGACUGAAUAAAGAAACACCUUUCCUUUUUUUAUAAA
Molecule: messenger RNA, 6692 nt
Organism: Anolis sagrei ordinatus
Lineage: Eukaryota; Metazoa; Chordata; Lepidosauria; Squamata; Anolidae
Gene: EMILIN1
Product: elastin microfibril interfacer 1
Molecular function (GO): extracellular matrix constituent conferring elasticity; protein binding
Source: RefSeq, a predicted model, not a curated record